CAAACUUCAUAAAAGCAUUUCCCAAAUCUGUGAUAAACCUUGAGCCAUUCAAUUUGACAUGGCACUGCUGUGUACUUUCCCCAAAAAGAGCAACCCAAAUGUUAACGACUCGUUACACUUUCCUUAAUUAUUUACUUGAAGGAGCAAAUUUAGAGCCCAAGCCAUGGCCCCAAAGUAGCGAAACUCUCUGCAAAAAAAAACCUUCUAAUCGAGGCAAACAAAGGAAAGGGCCAUGGAUUCAUUGGAGAUUUUGAAUAGGAUUUCAACGGCUGGUUUCUUUUCUUUUGGUUCCAAGCUAUCAAGUUCAAAGAACCCCCUUUUUUUACCCGUUUUAUCCAUGAAGUCUGCUUCAAAUAUGAAGCAUUUUGAUAUGAUUUGUUGCAGUACGGAAGCUCAGAGCUUCCAUGGGGUUUUUGUCGAUGAUCCAGAAGUUAAAUCCCUAAGGGGUGGUGAUAUUUUCUCUGAAACCUCAUCCAGUAAGUCGGAUGUUGAUUAUUUGGGCGAAAGCACUAAGGGGGACUUGAAUGUGAAGCAGGAGCAUCUACAGGCCUUUAGCUACAAGAACCUUGCACCGUUUGAAGGUCCAAUUGAAGAGAUUGCAAGACUUGAGGCUCAAGAGGCUGAAACAUUGCUUAAUGAGCUGGGGAUUCAGGAUCCUUUUUCAACUAGACAUUCCCCACGUGGCAUCUUCUGUAGUAGAACGUUGAAUCUGAGGUCAAUCAGUGCUGUUGGCUAUGACAUGGAUUAUACCUUAAUUCAGUACAACGUAAUGGCUUGGGAAGGUCGGGCUUAUGACUAUGGUAUGGCCAAUCUCAGGGGCAUGGGUUUUCCAGUUGAUGGGCUUCAAUUUGACCCUGAUUUGGUUAUUAGAGGCCUUAUUAUGGAUAAAGAGAAGGGGAAUUUGGUUAAGGCUGAUCGAUUUGGUUAUGUGAAAAGGGCCAUGCAUGGGACCAAAAUGCUUUCUACCAGAGCUGUAAGUGAGAUGUAUGGGAGGGAACUUGUCGAUUUACGAAAGGAGAGUAGAUGGGAGUUCCUCAAUACAUUAUUUUCUGUUUCAGAAGCCGUAAUGUAUAUGCAGAUGGUGGAUCGACUGGAUGACGGAGUGAUACCUUUAGAACUGGGACCUCUUGACUACAAAGGACUUUAUAAGGCUGUUGCCAAAGCCCUUUUCCGAGCGCAUGUAGAAGGUCAACUUAAGAGUGAAAUAAUGGCUGAACCUGAGCGCUUUGUAAUCCCAGACCCAGAGCUUCCUUUAGCUCUUCUGGACCAAAAGGAGGCUGGGAAACAGUUGCUGUUGAUUACCAACUCAGAUUAUCAUUACACAAAUAAAAUGAUGCAACAUGCCUUCAAUAGAUUUCUUCCAAAUGGCAUGGAUUGGACAGAUCUUUUUGAAAUGGUUAUAGUAUCUGCAAGAAAGCCAGAAUUCUUUCAAAUGUCACACCCAAUGUAUGAGGUCGUGACAAAUGAUGGAUUGAUGCGUCCUUGCUUUAAGGCACAUCCUGGGGGUUUAUAUUCUGGAGGGAGUGCUCAAUUUGUGGAGAAAUCCCUGAAUAUUCAUGGAGAUGAGAUAUUGUAUGUUGGUGAUCAUAUUUACACAGAUGUUAGUCAAUCCAAAGUUCAUUUGAGAUGGAGAACAGCACUGAUUUGUCCUGAAUUGGAACAGGAGUUUAGGGCUUUGAUCCACAGUCGACAUCACAGAACAGCACUGAUAGAGCUCAUGAACCAAAAGGAAGUUGUGGGCGAUCUUUUCAAUCAAUUGCGGCUUGCACUUCAAAGGCGUACCAAAGGACGCCCUGCACAGACUCUUGCUGCCACUAACAUGGAUGAUCAAGAACUUGCAGAGAGCAUGCAAAAGCUACUAAUUGUUAUGCAAAGAUUAGACGAAAAAAUUGCUCCUAUGUUGGAAGCAGAUGGAGAGCUUUUCAAUAAAAGGUGGGGUUACCUGUCACGCGCUGGUCUGUGGGAUAAAAGCCACUUGACAAAACAAAUAGAGAAGUUUGUGCUUGCCCAUGAAUUCACACCAUCACUCUUUCUUGAAAGGUUUUUGCUUAAAUACACACUGAACUUUCUAUUUGCAGAUAUGCCGACAUAUAUACAUCUAGGGUUUCAAACUUCCUACACUAUACGCCAUUCAUGUAUUUCCGGGCAGGGGAGCAGACGCUCGCGCAUGACUUCGAUUCCUAUUGUCCACCCUAUAUCAACAAUCAUUUUGAAGCCGACAAGAUAAUGGUGCCACCUUCAUGAGCUACAAACUAUGAUCUAUGGUAGGUUGUUCUGAGGCGGAAUAGUAAACCAUGAUGGCUUCCCAAUUCAUGCAGGAUCAUAUCACCGGGUUCCAUGCCAUGGGUACUUGUUAUAUGUAUUUCUUGGUGCUUUCAAUUGUAUAGCUCAAAUGUUAGGGACAUUUAAGAUAAUGUAUCGUAUGAUAGCAGAAUGUCACCUGAUUUAUUAGAGAAUUCGACAAUACCAUUGAAUGGAUAUGCAGAAUUUAUUGUUGAA
This is a messenger RNA of Amborella trichopoda, 2499 nucleotides long. Lineage: Eukaryota; Viridiplantae; Streptophyta; Magnoliopsida; Amborellales; Amborellaceae. The record is from RefSeq and is a predicted model, not a curated record.